AUGCAGCAUCACACUAACCCCGCCCCUCUUCAUUCCUAUUGGUCCGUUCUGCAGUCUUUCAGCAGAAAAGGCUGUGAUUGGCUGUAAUCCUUUACAUCACUGGUACACAGACCCGACCUAAAUAGACAGAGUGUACUGGUGCUUCGAUAGGUAGUAAUUCAAGUGCGUAUUCCCAUCAACUCUAUCACAAGCGUUCAUCAACAUGAUGAACCCCAAGGUUUUCUUCGACAUCACUAUUGAUGGAGCUAACGCUGGGAGGGUUAUAAUGGAGCUGCGAGCGGAUGCGGUCCCAAAGACUGCAGAAAACUUCCGUGCUCUCUGCACCGGGGAGAAAGGCUUCGGUUACAAGGGCUCCACAUUUCACCGCCUCAUCCCAAAGUUCAUGUGCCAGGGGGGAGACUUCACUAACCACGAUGGAACUGGAGGCAAAUCCAUCUACGGGGAGAAGUUUGGUGACGAGAACUUCCAGUUGAAGCAUCAGGGCAUGGGCACACUGUCCAUGGCGAACGCUGGGCCAAACACCAACGGGUCCCAGUUCUUCAUCUGCACAGACAAAACUGACUGGCUGAACGGGAAGCACGUGGUGUUUGGAAGUGUUGUGGAGGGCGUCGAUGUUGUCAAGGCAAUGGAGAAGCAAGGCACAAAGAGCGGCACUCCUAAGGUCAAGGUUGCCAUUGCCGACUGCGGUCAAUUAAAUUAGUGCGUCAAGGCUCCUUAUGUUGUUUCCUUUAUCAUCCACAUCCCAGUUAAUAUUUGAGGUGGUGAAUAUCAGAGAAAAACGCUGAAUUAAUUCCCUUUCUUCACUAAAAAUGUUUCUCUCCCGUGUUGUCUGUUUAAUAUUUUGUACCUGCUUAUCUGUUCUUUAAGGACCACAUUUGUUAAAGUCUGGAUAAAAUGAUUCAAAUGGUGAAAAAUAAAAAGAUAUGUAAGGUUAACUUUGUUUGUCUUGUCAUAGUGUGAAUGCUGUUCAACAGCAGCUGGGGUCACAAAGAAAAGUACAGGGGGUUAAACAAAUACAAAUAUUCUUCUUUAUUUACUUUCUGACAGUUUAGAAGUUUACCACAGUGCUUUCUGCCCCUUUUUCACAAACUGUACUGUAGAACAUCUUUAACAUACUCAAUAACAAAAAUACUAUUCAAUAUUUAAACUUUAUUUAAGUAUCCCAGGGGCAUUUGUGAAAUUCUUCAUACAUAAUGAGAACUUGGGAGCAUGUUUAUAUUUACAUAACAAAGGACAAUUCCAUCCUAAAAAUGUGUAUUCAAGUAAAGUAGGGAUAGAAACUAUGUGAAAUGUUCAUGAUAUGUUUUUAUAUUAAGCUAUGUCAGUGCUCCCUGAGUGCAGUACAGCUGAUGAACUGUUCUGCUCAGAGCUGGACCCAGGUUCCUGAAAAACAGAGAAAAUUAAAUGUGAAUUAAUUGCCAUUUCUUACAGUACUGCCAUUACAUUCAUUAGCUCAUCUGAAUAAAGUAUUUAGCAUG
This is a messenger RNA of Gymnodraco acuticeps, 1478 nucleotides long. Its product is annotated as peptidyl-prolyl cis-trans isomerase-like. The record is from RefSeq and is a predicted model, not a curated record. Gene Ontology annotation, biological process: protein folding; protein peptidyl-prolyl isomerization. Gene Ontology annotation, cellular component: intracellular membrane-bounded organelle. Bases 203 to 700 code for a protein of 165 amino acids. Gene Ontology annotation, molecular function: peptidyl-prolyl cis-trans isomerase activity. The transcript has 5 exons. NCBI's taxonomy places the organism in Eukaryota, Metazoa, Chordata, Actinopteri, Perciformes, Bathydraconidae.